Messenger RNA from Mobula hypostoma (lesser devil ray), 7898 nucleotides. It is a transcript of the gene cep85l, whose product is annotated as centrosomal protein 85, like. The transcript has 13 exons. Bases 379 to 2826 code for a protein of 815 amino acids. Lineage: Eukaryota; Metazoa; Chordata; Chondrichthyes; Myliobatiformes; Myliobatidae. Gene Ontology annotation, cellular component: centrosome. The record is from RefSeq and is a predicted model, not a curated record.
UGCUCUCGGCAGUCUGUGAAAGCUAACGGGCAAAGAUAGUAAGUGGCAGACCAGAGCCUGGUGGGAGGAGAUUCGGCGCUAUUGAAUUUGUCAGUGAGCACACAGUGCAGCUCAGAGUGAGAUCACAUCCUCGCACUACAGGCUGUCUAUAUCAGUGUAUCGCAGCAGCUCGGGGGGCUGCAUGAUAUCCUCGGGAUUACAGCAGCAGGAAACCAAAAAAAAAAGCCGUUUGUCUUCACCCUCAGGAUUGCGUCUGAGGUCAGCUCAACAAAAUGGGCCUCAAGUAGGAUACUUUUUUAAAGAAGUCUUACGGAACUGCCUCUGGUACUUUUAUGGUCAAUUCUGGAUUACUUUUGGUUUCAUACUUAACACUCCACUAUGUGGGGCAGAGUUAUCUCAGACCACAAGAAUGGUUUUCUGAUCUGCAGCAGACAAACAGGUUCUGAUGUUGCACAUACUGGAUGGGUUCAAGGUUGUGAGGCAGUGUGGCAGGCCCCUGUGCUCCUGACCAGUGGUCACAACAAUACCAGCAGAAGAUUCAGCGCUACCUCCGAUAGUGGAGACACUGGAAUAGGCACUUCAAGCUCAGACAGCAUCGAAGAGCACUCAAGUGGAAUCUCAUCAUUCAAACCAAUCCGAUCGCACGUUGCCAUCCCUACAGCCCAUGUCAUGCCUUCUACCUCUAAUCCCUCAUUAAGCAGACCUGGGGAAAAGGAUGACGGAGCUCCCUGUACUAAAGUGAACCUUUCCAAGACGUUGCCUAGCAAGUCAAAAGAUGUUUUUGCUCGGAACUCUUCCUUGGACAUGAAGGACCCCCGACCCAUCAGGAAAUGGUCGUCCCUCUCCAAGCUCAAUGGAACGGGGAAGGAGAGUCCGGACUGUGAGUUUACUGGCAAUGGAAACUCUGCAAACUGUAUGGCCACUGUAACAAAUAUCAAUGUUAAGCCUAGUACAUAUGGGGAAACUGACCUGGACAACUUUACAUAUCGCAAUACAGAAUGUUCAAAAACCGAGGAAACAAAGCGAUGGGAUACAUCUGCCAAAGAGUUCUGCCAGAGCCAGUAUCCCAUUUCUGAUGGGCAGUACAAAUUUGAGAGUUUUUAUAAUGCUGCAGGUGACUCCUCUUUGUCGUCAUCCACGCUCAACAAGAAGCGCUCAGACUUAGCACCCAGUGCCUUGACUGCAACCAAAGCCACCCCAGACGACGUGGAGACUUACAGACCGAGACGUGGCUUUCCGUCUUGGGAACACCAGCCUGCUUGCGGCACAACGACUCCUUCUUCUCUGAGGACUCAGCGGUGGCUGAGUGACCAGAUGCAGGCCGCUGCUCUCGGCCUCGGCCCUGCGGAAGGCUCCUGUGCAUUUGCGGGUUGGCAGCGGAAACAGCCCCCAGAGCAGCUGGGGCAAGAAGCCGGUCAGAAGCAGAUGCACAAUAAGUCACCAUUGCAGGUUUCAAUGGUGUUCCCCACCCAGUUAAACCAUGACCCAUGUCAAAAGGAUGCACAGUUAAAGAUAAAGGAGAGUCUGCUCAGAAAAAAGGACAUGAUUAUUGAACGCCAGGAGCAGCAAAUCUUCCAGCUUCAGCGAAAAAUACAAGAAAAUGAAUUACAAGCACAAAAGGCAUUCUUGGAGCAUGUCGACCCUGUACUCUUACUGAAAACACAGCAGCUUCAGUCUCCUUGUGAGAAUGUGAGACAUUCACAGCUUACGGAAAUGCCCAACGUGGUUGACUGUGGAAAAAAGGAUUUACAGCAAAGACUGUCGGCAGCUGAACUUGAAAUUGUACGUCUCAAAGAAAGUCUCAAGAAAAGUGCACAAAAAUACAUGGAAGAUACAAAGAGAAUUGAAGAGAAGAUGAAGGCACGUGAGAAGUAUAUCAGCAGCCUGAAAAAGAAGAUGCAAAAGGAAUCUGAGCAAAGUCAUGAACGGCAGCAGAGAAUAGAAACUUUGGAGAAAUAUCUUGCAGACCUGCCCACCCUGGACGACUUUCAGAGUCAGAGCCAACAGCUUACAAUCCUGGAAGAGAAAAAUGAACAAUUUCAGAAUGCCUUCAAAGAUUUUGAGAGAAAACUAGGAGAAAAUCGGGUCCUUUGCAGAGAGAAGGAGGUCCUUCUGGAAAACCUGAAAAAAAGGGAAAAAGAAUUGGUCAUUACUGUGCAAAGCCUACAGAAGAAGGUAGAGAAGUGCCUGGAAGAUGGAGUUCGGCUUCCCAUGCUGGACAUGAAGCAACUCCAGACUGAGAAUGACUACCUCAGGAAAAAGUGUGAACAUGCCAGCAAGGUGAUUGACAAUCAAGAACAGCAAAUAGAAAAGUGCAACCUGGAGAAAAAGGCUUUAGAGGAAAGGUUGGCACAAGAAAAGUUUGCCUCACAGAUGUUUCGGAAGGAACUGGGAGAGACACAGAGGAACCUGCAGCUGUUGAAAGACCUCAUGGAAGAUAAUUCAUCAAAGAACCAAAGGACAGCAGAAGAAAACUCAAAUUUAGGGGAACGAUCACAGGAAACCGAGCAGUACAUGCCCUCUCCAGCUGAAGAGAGAAGAGACAUCCAAAUGGUGCUGAAGGAAAUGUCUAAUUGCCUGCGUGACCUGCAGGCACUGUGCAACAUUCUUACUCAGAGAGCACAGGGAAAGGAGCCAAAUCUUUCACUGUUACUUGGGAUACAAUCUUUGCAGUGUUCAGGUGAUGAAGAGAAUAAUCACAGUGAUGAAUUUCUUUCAAAGAAGCUAACUGAUGUCUAUCAAUUACGGAAUGAUAUUGAUGAAUUACGGACCAUAAUAUCUGACCGAUAUGCUCAGGAUAUGGGUGACAACUGUAUUACUCAGUGACAACAAUUUUAUCUUGUAAGCACUUUUAUCCUGUGGACUUCCAUUAAAAAGAGCCAUAAAGCAACAUUGCAACUAACGUCUGAAUGAGCCAAGAAAGAAGCUUUGUUGAAAGAUGGUGUUAUGGAAUGUAUGAAUAUUUAACUCCCUGUUUUUAACCCCACACCCCAACUUAAAACUACUGAAGGUAAAACUGAUUCCGACAAAUCUAAUUUAAAUUAAAGUUAUUUUAUUUGAUUAAGAGUGUAUUUGAAUCUAGCGAUACAACUCAAUAUAUUUGAGUUGGUUACGUGGCAUUGUUAGGAUUGGUGAAUUUGACUUUAGAUUUUAACUUUCAAGGUUUCAAGUGCCAAGCAGGCACAGAACACAACUGAUCAGGAAGCUGUGAGUUAAUCCCCAUUUUUUUUCCGAAAUGGAGUUAAUCUGUAGAAGACUGAAGCUUUACAAUUUACUAAGAUAAUGAGAACUGAAAUAGAGCUUAUGUGCAGCUCUUAGACUUGGUUAUGAUGUUCAAUUUUGCUUCACCACGAAUGAUUAGCUGUUAAUAUUCAAUGUCUACCUUGCACAUUAGAGUACUGACUUAAAGUGCCAGAGAUGUGCAGGUGCUUCUAUAAAUUAAUACACAUCCUACUUGAAAGGAGGGGUGUAACACUGGAAACAUUGUUUUACUUAGGGUGUGGAAGAUAUCUAUUUGAAUAAUUAACUUGUACAGUUGAUGUGAAAACAGACUAUGAAUAUAAUCUGUUCAUUGCUGGGGGAAAGUUAUCUUCCAAGUCACAACUAUACUUGGGUUUUACUAGAUUGAUUCCAAGUAAAAGUCCAUCUCCACACUCUGCUUACUUUUACCAGUAAGAUCACUAGCCUCAGAAUUUCACUCACUUUUUCAUAGAAGUGCUGAAUAACAGGCUGAAUGAUGUCUGAAAACACACCAAGCUGGAAUGGUCAAAUCUUGGGGAGAGCAAGUUGUGGAGAGAAUUAAACUAUAUAUUAAAAAAAUAGAAACAAUUCACAGUUCAUUGUGAAUUACUAUGUAUAUAUAGUAUUCUGUCUGCACUUGCUGCAGCCAGUAAUUGACUGAAAAAAAAUGUUGGAAGUAACAAAGAUUAUUUUCUAACUAAUAAGGGUUUUAAACACAGAAAUGGACACUGAUUAGUUUAGGAUUAGAAUUAACACAAACACUGAAAAUUACAUCAGCCCUAAGGCAGACAAGGUUAUCUGUAGCAUCCUUUUAACCAGAAGCCAAAAUUUACUACGAUUGGACUCGUAGUGAGAAAGAUCAAAGUUUUUCUUUUCCCAUAAUGGUUAAACACCAAAGAGUACAGACCUGUAUUUGAAGUCAUGUGGGAAUGUAAUUCGAGCUCUGCUACUUUAAUUGGUUUAAAGACAAGUUUAAUGUCGACAUAGAAACAGAUGUAUUUCUAUAAAAGACCAGCUCCAGAUAGGUAUAUGCAUAAUGAUCCAAAAUUCCAAAGUACAUUAUUAAACUAACACUGAAAUGUGUUCUGUUUUGUAUAAAAGUGAAAAGUAGGAAAAUAUUUGCAAACUCUCAGUACUACUUUAUAUGAAAUGAAAGGCAAGAUUAGUAGAUCAGGUUAUCUACUUGUUUUGUAGGGUUAUUCACUGAGCUUGGAGGCUUACGUUUCAUCUCCAGGUGAUAUCAAUGCGCAAUUAAGUGUUUCUGCUGAGUGCUCACGUAUAUAUUGGUCUGACGCGUUGUUCUGAUUGGGUGCUGUCGCACUGGCCACUAGUCUCCACUAGACCCAGCAGAGACUAGUGGCCAGUGUGAGCGCACCCAAUCAGAACGAGUUAGACCAAUAUAGACAUGAGCACACGGCUGAAACAACACUCAACUGCGCACUGAUGAUGUCACCUCGAUUGGUGACAAAACGUUUGCAACCGAAACUUCCAAGCUCAGCGAACAGCCCUACAAGCAAACUGCUUCAUAUAAUGGAAGGACAGAGCAUUAGUCAUCGGUGCUUAAUGGCAUAAAGUAUUCGAAAGAAAAGCACAGGGAUAAUGAUUGGAUUUUUUUUCUUCUUUUAUGAGAAGGCGCAGGUGUCUAGUAAAUUUCAUCCCACAGAUGAGAAAAAUAGAUCAGCAUAUUGGAGGGAAAAAUGGUAUUGCUUUUGGUGCAUCAAUAAUCUGCAGCACUGUGUACCAUUGCAAAUGGAAAUUGAUUAUGCCUGGAGCAAAAGAGUAAAUAAUUAAUUGGUUCUUCCCAUAUCACCACUGCAAUGCUUUUUUCAUUUAGUACAGUAAAUUGGAUUUCUGGAUUGUUUUCUUUUUAAACUCAUAAUUGGACAAAAAAAUCACCCUAGAAAGAGAUGACUUGCUCAGUAAAGUAAGCAGAGUGACGGUGAUAAAUAUAUUUCUUAUUUUGAACAAAAUUCUACCAAAGGAUUUGUGGAAUAUAAAUUAUAAAAAUGCUUUGGGUGUUCUAAUUUUAUAGCAUAGAAAGCCAUUGACAUUUUCUGCUUUGGAAUUCAUACUGUGGCAAGCUAGAAGUAUGUGAAAUAACCAAAAACGCUGUUCCUGUGUAAUGAUAAUGAUACCUUUCUACUCAUCUCUCCACAUAGUACACGCAGGCACUUGAUUAUGAACUGAGGUAGAACAUUUAAAUAUUUAGGAAAAAUAUUUCAUUUUGACCUGGUAUUGAUUCCAAUUCAUUCCAAUUUGUAGCUUAGCUUCUGUUCUCACAGAGGCCUCUUGUCCCAUUGGUUACAUAAGCUCCAGAAGUCAUCUUUUUCUGCAUCUGUUCUUCUUCUCAAAGUCGUCUUUCUGAUCCCCUUUCCCAGAAUUUCCACUGUAUACCUGCACUCUUCUUAAUGUUACCACAUUAUUAUUCAGGCUAAAAGGUCAGAAAAACAAAACUCUUCACCCUUUCCUCUCUAUUUUUUGUAUCCUUGGAGUCUGUCAACAUGCCCAGUUUUAUUGGAUUAUACAAUAUGAGAAAGCUGUCAUUCAGAAACAAGUAUCUGAUUUUUUUUUUUAAAUCAUUGACUGUGCCAUAUUGUAUGACGUAGAUGAUCAUGGUCUCAUGAUCAUGAAUGUUCUUGGCAGUGUCUUUUUGCAAGGCAGGUGACAUCAGCCAUUUUCUAUACCCUGCAGAGUAUUCUGCCUGGCGUCAGUGAUCGCAUAACCAGGAUUUGAGAUAUGCACUGGAUGCUCAUACAACCAACCACCACCUGCUCCCAUGGCUUCACGUGACCCUGAUUUGGGGGUGGGGGGGGCCUCAGCAGGUGGGAAGAACCAAGGGUGACCUUCAGACAAGCAGAGGGAAGGAACGCCCCACACCUCCCCUAGUAGAGACGUAUCUCCACCCAAUCUCAUCACUUCACUUAACAUCCCUGCAGGAGCAAUGAAGAGCACAAGUCUUUAUUUCUUCCUUCCUUCUCUAGCUAUCUCAAUGGUCAAUGGCAAGGAUUCCUUUUUGCCCUGAAUGUCAAUUUAGAUUCAGAUUUAUGUACAUCGAAACUGCAUCAUUUCUGUUAGCAACCAACACACUUGAGGGGUGUGCUGGGGGCAGCCCACAAGUGCUGCCACACAGGCUGGAGCCUUCAUUAGCAUGCCCAUAAUGCUCGGCAGAACAACACAGAACAUGACGUGCAACAAAACAACAACACUAGCAAAACAAGCCCUUCUCCUCCCACCCACCCACCCACCCACAUACAUUGACAGUACUCUGGCCCUUGUGGCUAAAGGGAUCAGGGAGUAUGGAGGGAAGGCUGGUACAGGGUUCUGAGUUGGAUGAUCAGCCAUGAUCAUACUGAAUGGCGGUGCAGGCUCGAAGGGCCGAAUGGCCUACUCCUGCACCUAUUUUCUAUGUUUCUACUCCAACUCCAGGACUAUCUCUGGGCCUCCAGCCUCCUUUAAUUAUAGAUCCGGUUCGGGAUGAUCCAUUUCAGUGCUUUUUAUAUUCAGUGACAACAUCAAACCUAAAAAGUACACUGACCCACAAGGGCCAAAGUGUGUCCUGGUAUAAAAGCUUUUGGGUCCUGGGAGGUAGUGACAUAGAAAUGUAUCAAUUUUUUUUAAUAGUCAAUUUUUCAUAAGCCACCAAUUAGUGUUAAACCAUGGCACCUUGCUCAAAUUCCCCCACAACUGUUCCAUUGCCCAAGUUGAUUUUUGUUGACCAAUGUGAGAAAAAAAAAUGUAAUGGGGAGGGGACAAGGUAACGAAUGAUUUGCAAUAGCACAAUUGUGACAUUCUAACAUUAGCUCAGACCGUCACCCAGUUUCCUUGGUGCAUUACACCCAGCUUACCUUCUGAAUUUGGAUUUCCUUCAACACAUUCCUUGCCUUCUUUCUCAACUCAUGAGGAACAGGUGUGAGCAUCUAACCUCAUUUGACACUACCAGCCCUUCUCACCUUGAGCUUGAUGGUCUGCCCGUAAAUUAUUUACUAAUGGGUGCCUCUAAUGUUCAUUAUAAACAGUUCAAAAACCCAGCGACUCUUCUCACCUGUCUGUCACCUCCUCUGGGUUCCCUAUUCCUUCCCUUUCUCCACUCCCCACUCUUAACAGAUUCCUUUACCUACAGCCCUUUACCUUCCCCAUCUACCUAGCUUCACCUAUCACCUUCUAGCCAUCCUCCUUUUCCCCCGAUCUUUUUAUUCUGCUGUCUUCCUCUUCUUUUCCAGUCCUGAAGAAGGGUUUCGGCCUGAAAUGUUAUUUGCAUAGAUGCUGCCUGUCAUCCAGCAUUUUGUGUGUCAUGCUCAAGAGCCUCGUGUGUUGUGUGUACUACUGUGUAACUGGUUACACUUUCCGAACUUAAAAUCUAAUUCUAACCGUAAACUAUGCACCUCAUAACAAGGGAGUCAUGGUGACUGAUUGAAAUAAGUACGAUUUUUGACUCGUUUUUAAUUUAUAAGAAAGGGAAGAAUUUCAGUCGAAGAGCCUUAUACAAAGACAUGGUAUGAUAAUAGAAAAUUGCUAACUAGCACUUUGAAAAAAGGAUAUAUUUUGCUGUUUCUACUGUUUUUAAAACAAGUUUACAGCUGGGUAUUUUAAUGCCAAAGUUCUAUUUAUAUUACACUUUGUAAAUAUAACAGCUAUUUUUUCACGGUUUUUAUAUGUAC